This is a messenger RNA of Xiphophorus maculatus (southern platyfish), 2413 nucleotides long. RefSeq names its product corticosteroid 11-beta-dehydrogenase isozyme 2-like. Lineage: Eukaryota; Metazoa; Chordata; Actinopteri; Cyprinodontiformes; Poeciliidae. The record is from RefSeq and is a predicted model, not a curated record. Gene Ontology annotation, molecular function: oxidoreductase activity.
GUGUGUUCAGCAGAGAGAGAGAGAGAGGAGUGUGUUCAGCAGAGAGAGAGAGAGAGGAGUGUGUUCAGCAGAGAGAGAGAGGAGUGUGUUCAGCAGAGAGAGACUGAAGCGACCCCUGGAACACGAUGGACGACUACAACCUUCCCUUCUGGAUCUACCUGGCCGUGGUGACGGUGUUUGUGGGCGGGGCCAUGAAGAAGAUCCUGGCGUCCCACCUGAGCGCGGGGCCCACCCUGGUGGCCUGGCUGGGGGCCACGGUUCUGGUGGAGCGGCUGUGGGCGUUCUGCCUGCCGGCCGUGCUGCUUCUGGUUCUGCUGGCCGUCGUCUGCUGCGUCCGCUCCGGCUCCGGGACCGGCCCGCCGCCCGGCCCGCCCGCGGAGGGCAAGGCCGUCUUCAUCACAGGCUGCGACACCGGCUUUGGGAACGCUGCAGCGAAGCAUCUGGACUCUCUCGGUCUGGACGUUUUUGCCACCGUUCUGGACCUGACGGGAGACGGAGCCAGAGCUCUGCGGAGAAGCUGCUCAUCCCGCCUCACCCUGUUGCAGGUGGACAUCACGCAGCCGCAGCAGGUGCAGCAGGCGCUGCUGGACACCAAGGCCAAGCUGGGCCUCCGAGGUCUGUGGGGUUUGGUCAACAACGCAGGAGUGUGUGUGAACUUGGGAGACGCAGAGCUGUCCUUGAUGUCCAACUUCAGAGGCUGCAUGGAGGUCAACUUCUUCGGCACGGUGAGCGUAACCAAGAGCUUCCUGCCGCUGCUACGACAGGCCAAAGGUCGCAUCGUCAACAUCUCCAGCCCAACAGGUGACCAGCCGUUCCCCUGCCUGGCGGCGUACGGAGCGUCCAAGGCGGCGCUGAACCUGUUCACUGAAACCCUGAGACAUGAGCUGGUUCCCUGGGGGGUUAAAGUGAGCACCAUCCUGCCGUCCUCAUAUAAAACAGCUCCCUCCAGCAACAACGCCUACUGGGAGCAGCAGCACCAGCAGCUCCUCCAGAGUCUGCCUCCGGCACUGAUGGAGGAAUACGGCGAGGACUACAUCGCCGAGACCAAGAACCUGUUCCAGAACUUCGCCGAGCACGCCAACCCAGACCUCAGUCCCGUGGUGGACGCCAUCGUCCAUGCGCUGCUGUCGCCGCAGCCGCAGCUGCGCUACUUCGCCGGGCGCGGCCUCGGCCUCAUGUACUUCCUGUAUAACUACUGUCCAAUCGGCAUCAGGAACCGCUUCCUGCAGAAACGCUUUCUGAAGAAGACGCUGAUGCCACGUGCGCUGAGGAAGCAGAUGGGUCUGCAGGCGAACCUGGACCUCAGCAACAACAGCAGCAGCAACAAUGAGGAUGAGCUGCAGAAGCCAGAGGAACUCUUCGCUCUGGAUCCCACUGCUGGAAGGACACCGAGAAACAGAAAAGAAACAACAAAUCUAGAAACCACAGAGGUGACAAGAACAGAAGUUCCUAAAUAUUUCAGAUAUAAAUCAGAAACCAAUCAAUAGCCAAUCAGACAUAUUCACAUUUAUGGUUUUAAUAAACUACUUUUCAGACUUUUUUCCAGAUAAGGAGCAGUUGCUUUGUUAAAUUUAACUGAGUUAAUAGACAUCAUUUUCUGUGUCCCUAAGGGAGACAAGUGGAAUAAAUUUAUACUUGACUUUGAUCAAAUAAUAAAAAUGAUCAACUGUUGAGUUCUUUUCUUAAAAAAAACAACAAAAAAAACUUAAUAAUUAUCUUACUAAUGUUGCACUAAAGAGGUUAAAAUAAAGAAAAGUACCGAUAAAAAUAGAAGCAGGAGUUUGAAAUGAUAAAUAAUUAGCACUAAAUGCUCAGGUGCAGGACAUAUAAAUAAGGAUUUGGUUUGACAUUGAGAGAAUGUGUUGUGCAUCAAUUCAAUAUUCUUUCAUUUCUCUUUGGGAUUGAAUUAAAGAAAUGUUAAAAAUUUUAAUAAGAUAAAUCUCAUCUAUUUUUGAGCCAAGUAUUUUAUUCAUAAAUGCAAAUUCAAAAAUAAAGCUCAUUGUUGAUCUGAGGAAAUAUUUUCAUUUUCUGUCUUGUUAAAAAAAAGUGGAACAAUAAAAACACAGUUUAUUCUCUAAUUUCAGGUUUUUUUAUCUGCAUGACCCAUUGGCUGAUGCUAUCCUUUGUAGACUGCCUAUUAUUUUCUGUUGUUAUUUUAAUUUCAAUUUAUUAUAACAAAUAUAAAUACAUGCUCGGAACGGCAAUCGAACCCCGACAUCUGUAUGGACCUUACCAAGCUCCGCCCACAACCGACCCACGUGACCGCAAGUCUCAAACAAAGCCUCGCGGCGCGUUGUUCCGAUGUAAACAUGACUGGAUCAGUGCAUCAUUUCUACCGGAUUCACCGUAACACUGACCUUAUAACAGGGCCGCUUUUCAUUGGCUGAUGCCCAUUCUACCUGGUCACGUGCGU